Messenger RNA from Terrapene triunguis (Three-toed box turtle), 1899 nucleotides. RefSeq names its product potassium voltage-gated channel subfamily C member 2 (gene KCNC2). The transcript has 4 exons. The record is from RefSeq and is a predicted model, not a curated record. Bases 1 to 1899 code for a protein of 632 amino acids. Gene Ontology annotation, molecular function: protein binding; delayed rectifier potassium channel activity. Gene Ontology annotation, cellular component: dendrite membrane; neuronal cell body membrane; axon. NCBI's taxonomy places the organism in Eukaryota, Metazoa, Chordata, Testudines, Emydidae. Gene Ontology annotation, biological process: potassium ion transmembrane transport; protein homooligomerization.
AUGGGCAAGCUCGAGGAUAACGAGAGGGUGAUCCUCAACGUGGGGGGCACCCGGCACGAGACCUACCGGAGCACGCUGAAGACCCUGCCGGGGACCCGGCUGGCCCUGCUCGCCUGCGAGUCCCAGAGCGAGUCGUCGGGCGGGGAAGAGCAGCCGCCGCCGCCGGCUCCCCCGCCCCCGCCUCCCCCCAACCUGCCCCCGCAGGUGCCGGGCGGCUGCCCGGAGGCCAGCAGCGGCGGCAGCCCCCGGACCAGCGGCGGCCCCAGCGAGUUCUUCUUCGACCGGCACCCGGGGGUCUUCGCCUAUGUGCUCAACUACUACCGCACGGGCAAGCUGCACUGCCCGGCCGACGUGUGCGGGCCGCUCUUCGAGGAGGAGCUCGCCUUCUGGGGCAUCGACGAGACCGACGUGGAGCCCUGCUGCUGGAUGACCUACCGCCAGCACCGCGACGCCGAGGAGGCGCUCGACAUCUUCGAGACCCCCGACCUCAUCAACGGCGAGCCGCCCCUCGACGGCGACGACGACGACCUGGCCGCCAAGAGGCUGGGCAUCGAGGACGUGGGGGCGGCGGCCGGGCCCCCCGACGGCGUGGGCGGGCGCUGGAGACGGCUGCAGCCCCGGGUGUGGGCGCUCUUCGAGGACCCCUACUCCUCCCGGGCCGCCAGGUUCAUUGCUUUUGCCUCUUUAUUCUUCAUCCUAGUUUCAAUUACAACCUUUUGUUUGGAAACCCAUGAGGCUUUCAAUACUAUUAUAAACAAAACCGAGCAUGCCAUCAAUGGCACAGAGGUGGUUCUACAGUAUGAAAUUGAGACAGAUCCUGCUCUGACGUAUGUGGAAGGAGUCUGCGUGGUGUGGUUUACAUUUGAAUUUUUAGUCCGUGUUGUUUUUUCACCCAAUAAACUUGAAUUCAUCAAAAAUCUCUUGAAUAUCAUUGACUUUGUGGCCAUUCUGCCCUUUUACCUAGAGGUGGGCCUGAGUGGGCUCUCCUCCAAAGCUGCUAAGGAUGUGCUUGGCUUCCUCAGGGUGGUGAGGUUUGUGAGAAUCCUGCGAAUCUUCAAACUCACCCGGCACUUUGUAGGCCUCAGAGUGCUGGGCCACACACUCCGAGCUAGCACCAAUGAGUUUUUGCUGCUGAUAAUAUUCCUGGCACUAGGUGUGUUGAUAUUUGCCACCAUGAUCUACUAUGCUGAGCGAGUAGGGGCCCAGCCCAAUGACCCAUCUGCUAGUCAUCACACACAGUUCAAAAAUAUCCCCAUUGGCUUCUGGUGGGCUGUGGUCACCAUGACUACCCUUGGGUAUGGGGACAUGUAUCCUCAGACUUGGUCAGGCAUGUUAGUGGGUGCUCUGUGUGCUCUCGCUGGGGUGCUGACCAUAGCCAUGCCCGUGCCUGUCAUUGUCAACAAUUUUGGAAUGUACUACUCCCUGGCAAUGGCGAAGCAGAAACUUCCAAGAAAGAGGAAGAAGCACAUCCCUCCUGCUCCUCAGGUGAGCUCCCCUACCUUUUGCAAGACAGACUUGAAUAUGGCCUGCAAUAGCACACAGGGAGAUGUCUGCCUCGGCAAAGACAACCGGUUGAUGGAACACAACAGAUCAGUGUUAUCAGGUGAAGACAGUGCAGGAAGUGAGCAGCCACUCUCACCUGGGGAAAGGCACCUACCAAUCAGACGCUCUAGUACCAGAGACAAAAACAGAAGAGGGGGAACAUGUUUCCUACUGACAACAGGUGAUUACACGUGUGCUACUGAUGGAGGGAUCAGGAAAGGAUACGAAAAAUCCCGAAGCUUAAACAACAUAGCUGGCUUGGCAGGCAAUGCUCUGAGACUGUCUCCAGUAACAUCACCCUACAGCUCACCUUGUCCUCUAAGACGCUCUCGAUCUCCCAUCCCAUCUAUAUUGUAA